UUUCGCAAAAAAAAAAUCAAUGCAAGAACGAGAAAAAGAAAAGCUUUAUACUUUGUGCUGCGAGUUUGGUGUUACUGAGUUAUUUGAAGGACUUGUGGGUGAGUAAAUGAAUUUGUUUUGUAACAUAACCUCUUAGAAAGUGAGCUCCAGGAAAUUUAUCUUUUAAUUCCACAAAUUCUUUUUAUUUUGUCACAGAGAAGCAAGUCACGGUGACUCGUUUGAGAGAGGCUGAUGAGAAUGAUAUCGAGGUGCUACUCCCCGCACAUGGAGCGAGAAUAACUUUCAAAAAGAGGUGGAAGGACUGGAUAGCCGGCGCAGCUUCUGUUGCAGAAGAUUUCCUUUUGGAACAAAGGAGAGCUGCGAGGCCUUCAACGUGGACUUCAAUCCACGUUGAAGAUAUUCUUGAAUGUGCCGAAGGAUCCCGCGUAAAGAAAUACUAUUCUCAAAAAGGUUCCCUAGAUGAUCGUCACCGCGACAUACUUAUAAAGAUUAUAAUUCAAUAUGCCAGAGAUCACAACGUGGAGCUCACAUGCAAGAUCAUGAAAACAGUUUCAAUGGAAAUAGAGGAUAUUUUCCCUAAUGAGAAAAAGGUAAGUGCAGAAAUUAAUGCAGAUCUCACAAGAUUUAACCAUGCUUUGUGUCAGGAGCGCUACUAUCAACCGAAAGGCCACACAAGAAAAUCCUAUGGAGGACUUCUCUAUUGCAAAUUCUCUAACUGGAAGCGAGCACAAAAGAGAAAGAGGACCGGAGAUAAUUCUACUCAGCGCAUGGUUGAAGAUCUGCAAAAUUUAGAAGAGGAAAGUGGUGAGGAUCUUUGUAGUCUGAAGGAGAUUUUAAAGACAGCUGUUUCUGAAGAAAUUUUCUCUGAAAAUACUUUGGACUUUUGGGACAAGACAUUCCCUCUGAGACAACAUGAUUUGUGCAAUGGUGCUCUUGAUGACAUUGUAAACGAGUGGCCACUUUACGCCCACAAAAAUGGGAAAUUUCUGAUCGCUGGAGAUUUUGAUAAACUAUAUCCUGAAAGUCAAUCUUUACACAAUAAGUGGGAAACAUUUUUCGAUCAAAUUGCUCCAAUUUUGAAGAGAUUCAUAAAAGAUCCUACCUCAAAGAAAGCGUUGCGAGAUAUUCUUGAUUAUGGAACAGAUGAUGCUAAUUCCAAACAGAAAGCUCUGUUUUUGCUCCUGCAUGCGGUUUUGAAGCCCCACGUUGUGUUCCACAAGAAAUUACAAAUGAAGACUAUGAGAUCAAAACCGACUAUAGCUGAUUCUCAAUCGUGCAUGCUGAUAGACCUACAGGAAAACAACGAAGAUCUGGAAAACCAUCUGAAAAUGCGUCAAAAGGCAUUGGACGACACCAACAGGACAUUUCAUCCCAUAAUUUACCGACUGGAACCUUCGUCGUACCGGGUAUAUUGUAUGAGGUAUUUGAAUUUCGAAGUUGAUACCCUCGAACAGGCUGUUGAUCUUGCCUUCAAGGCGUAUCACGUUAUGCAUAAAGGUCAAUAUGCAUUGGAAUGUGAGGAUGUAUGGUAUUUUAUCCGAAUUUAUUUCUAUGGCCUUGAACUUGAGACAGACAAAGAAAAAUUUGCUGGACGUAUUAAUGAUUUUCUUCAAGAUGUGAAUAAUAGUAUCGACAACAGUUAAAAUGUUCUGUUCAAAGUGUAAAAAUCCCGUGCCAUUUACGGACGUUGAUAGUUAUACUCAACAUUUAAAAAGUUUGCAUGGCCAAAAAAUAUUCUUAUGCGGUCAGGACAAUUGUUCACAAAGAUUUCAGCACAUAAAGUCUUUUAAAAAACAUCUGAAUGGACAUUAUAAAAAUACUCAAGAAACUUUUGAAGAACAGUCAAGUAAUUAUGUGAAUAAUGAUGAUAUUGAAAUGCAUUUGGUUAAUGUCAAUAAUGUCCCUACCGCUCCUGUUUUAAAUAUUGAAGAGUUGUCUGCAGAAUUUAAAAACAAAAUGACUGUAAAUCUGUUAACACUUCAUUCUAAAAAUAAUUUUUCACGAGAAGACGUAUUGUUUGUGAAAGAAAUCAUAAAGGACACAACUAAAUUUUGUGGGGGCAUAUUAUCGCAACACUUUAAAAAUGACUUACCCAAAUCUAAAAAACUUGAUUUUGAAACUGUUACGAACAUGCUAGAUCAGCCUUUUUCAGGACAAGAGACAGAAUAUGAAUUUGUUGAAUAUUUAAAAACAUUUAAUAUUUAUCAAGAUAUUGAGGAAUUUUGCAUUAAUGAUGGAGACGUAGCACAUCUAC
Molecule: messenger RNA, 2254 nt
Organism: Phlebotomus papatasi
Lineage: Eukaryota; Metazoa; Arthropoda; Insecta; Diptera; Psychodidae
Exons: 3
Coding region: 540-1643 (367 amino acids)
Source: RefSeq, a predicted model, not a curated record